UGUGGAGGAUGGCUCUGGUCGGCGGAACUAGGGUUUGGUAUAUAGACUGAGGAAGAAUCGCUUGGAGGCCUCUUUGAGUGUGCGAGUUCUCGUCUAUCACUCGUCGUCCUCCUUCGCCUUCAGCACCUUCGUUUAAUUGCAUUGCGGCAGGUGCUCAUUUGCAAACGAAAAUCGUAAAUCAUGGUGCUCUCUACCGACAUUGACCUCCUGCAACCUCCGGCCGAGCUGGAGAAGAGGAAGCAUAAGUUGAAAAGACUCGUGCAGUCUCCCAACUCUUUCUUCAUGGACGUGAAGUGCCAAGGAUGCUUCAACAUUACCACCGUCUUCAGCCACUCUCAGACCGUGGUGACCUGUUUGAAUUGCUCAUCUGUUCUCUGUCAACCAACCGGAGGACGAGCGCGUUUGACCGAGGGAUGCUCAUUCAGGAAAAAGGUUGACUAAGUUUACAGUAAUGGCGUAAUUUCGUUCACCAUGGUGCAGUUGUACGAACCUGCACCUACGUCUGCGUUAAGAUUCACUUGUACUUCAAGUUCUUUAACCUGCAAUUUUGGCGUUGCCCCGUCCAUAGUGGUGCGAUUGGUCUUAUUUGCACCUGCACCGUAUUUCUAAGAUCCACUUGUACCUCAAGAUCUUAACAUUCCAAUUUUGAAACAUGUGAUUGUUAAAAACCGUCAGUCACACAUGGUCUCAAUGUGCUCGAUUCGUUCGAGAUGUUAAUACAGAUCUUAGUUCUUGCAUCAUUAUCAUUAUCUUUAUUCCCCGUG
Marchantia polymorpha subsp. ruderalis is the source of this 764-nucleotide messenger RNA. The record is from the annotation of a GenBank genome assembly. Lineage: Eukaryota; Viridiplantae; Streptophyta; Marchantiopsida; Marchantiales; Marchantiaceae.